This is a messenger RNA of Salvelinus sp. IW2-2015, 940 nucleotides long. RefSeq names its product translation machinery associated 7 homolog (gene tma7). Lineage: Eukaryota; Metazoa; Chordata; Actinopteri; Salmoniformes; Salmonidae. The record is from RefSeq and is a predicted model, not a curated record.
GAGUAGAAUUUCUCGCUUAGCCUCUUCCUCUCUGUUAGAAAGCAACUGUGAACACGCUAGCUCAGUUGUUUUAUUUAGAUUUUAUUGAAACACUCGCAAAUAUGUCCGGAAGAGAAGGUGGUAAAAAGAAGCCCUUAAAAUCUGCCAAAAAAGCGACUAAGGAGAUGGAUGAUGAUGAAAUGGCCUUCAAACAGAAGCAGAAAGAAGACCAGAAAGCCUUGGAUGCAUUGAAGACGAAAGCAGCAGGAAAGGGACCAUUAACUGGUGGAGGAAUCAAGAAGUCUGGAAAGAAGUGAUUAUACAUUUGAAAACCAUGUACUCAUUUGUUGCUGAAUCGCAGCCCCCUGUCAAAUCCAACCCCUGCUACCCCCCCCCCCCCUUUAUUUUGUCCCGUUUGAGUCCAUUGUAGAAAGAGGAAAAACAUGUAAUGACCUUUUUUGAAUGUGUUCUUGUCAAGAAAGUUCUGAAAUAAACUAUUGUAACUACUGCAGUAUUAUCACUCAAUCUAUAUUGAGAUUCUGUCAAGAAACACAUCCGUAUUAGAUCAGUAGCUACACUAGACAUACAUACAGUACUAAUAUGACUAGUAUUGUGGUAAGUUCAAUGUAACUUUUCCCAAGCUUGACCAUCUGCAUCUUCAGCACCAGUUUCUAUAAAUUCAGCUUCUCUGGUUGGAUAAGGCUUCUUCUCCAGCUCCAUCACCUCUUCACUCACUUCCUCUGUUCAUGUACAGGGUUCUAUUUCCCAGUCCGCAAACCUGAAAAUGAGUGAAUCUUAUCUACAAUUUUUUUGGUGCAUUUUUCUACAUAGUUUUUUGUGUGUGUGGAGUGAUAUUUGUGAAGAUGUUGCUGUUUUGUUCUGUGUUUAAUACCUCGUUUUGACAAUUUUCUUUAAGAGGAAAGUUUGGGAGAUUCAGAAUAAAGAUGCUGCUUACUCUGUU